AUGGUUCUUGAGGGUGGAUACAGGAUGAAAAGCAACAAAUGGAACCAGAAUUAUGAUCUGCAAAUAAUUAACUUUUUUAAUCUUGGUGCAAGACACAGUACAACUGGUUUUGGAGUUGUUGUGAGAGAUCAUACAAGUCAAGUGCUUGGAGUCUUAUCUGGGGGUAUAGGCAUUGGAACAAAUUACAUUGCAGAAGUGUAUGGAGUGGUUUGUGCAGCAGAAUUAGCAGUGGAAUGGGGCACGAAAAACAUUGUGUUAUGUUCAGAUUCAAAAACGGUAAUUGGGGACUUUUCUCAAGGGAAAGUUCCUUGGUUUAUUCACAUGAUAUGGAGGAAAGCAACAAGUAAAAUUGUUUCUAUCAUAUACAUGCACAGUUUUAGAGAAACUAAUUUUUCUGCAGAUUCUGUUGCUAAAAGAGGAUCCACAUUAGCAGCUGGUGAAAGGCAGAUCAUCAUGGAAAGACCUUCAUUCUUGACUAGAAUUGAACUUCCAGAGAUGGCAUAUUACAGAUUCUGCUGA
This is a messenger RNA of Papaver somniferum (opium poppy), 519 nucleotides long. RefSeq lists its product as uncharacterized. The record is from RefSeq and is a predicted model, not a curated record. The coding region runs from base 1 to 519 and encodes 172 amino acids. The transcript is spliced from 2 exons. NCBI's taxonomy places the organism in Eukaryota, Viridiplantae, Streptophyta, Magnoliopsida, Ranunculales, Papaveraceae. Gene Ontology annotation, molecular function: RNA-DNA hybrid ribonuclease activity; nucleic acid binding.